AUGCCCCGUCCCAUCCUCCCACCAACACCCCAAUCAUCACUCGACCUCCCGCCCAAGCUCCCGCCCAGCCUGUCGUCCCUCGAGCUCGCAUUCACGCUCCCUCCGCCCGCCCUCGGCUCAAAAGAUGUCUCUCCCACAACCACAACCACCACCGUCGCCUCAGCCACUCCUACUACAGCUAUAACACCACCCACAUCCUCGCCGCCACCGAAGAAGCGUCGGAGAGCGACGCUGGACGGACAGAAGAAGAAGACGCAGCAGCAGGUAGACACUAUCACGCUGCCGCCGCCGCCGACACGGAAUAGGAAGAUUAUACAGAUGAAGCCGGCUGCUGCUUCCAGCGGCGGUAGCGGUGGUGGUGGUGGGGAUGCGAAGUCGGCGGCGGCGUCGGGGACGAAAGGGGGAAGGAAAGGUGCUGCGAAGGAUAACGGGAAGGGAGGUACAGGAGCAGGAGGAGUAGGGGGAGGAGAGGAAGGGGGGAAGGAGGGGACAAAGGCGACGACGGCGGUGGGCAGGAAGAUUGCGAGGAAGACGGCGCACAGUCUGAUUGAGCGCCGGAGGAGGUUUAAGAUGAAUGAGGAGUUUGGCGUGCUGAAGGGCAUGAUUCCGGCGUGUAAUGGGGUGGAGAUGCAUAAGCUUGCGAUUCUUCAGGCAAGCAUCGAGUACCUCAAAUACCUCGAACAGUGCGUCGCCGACCUCAAAGCCUCCAACAGCGCCGCAACCCACAAAAACAAAGUCCCCACGCUCCCGCCCGGCGGCUACAGCGACGACAACGAUGACGAGGACGACGACGACGACAAUGAUGACGCAGAGGACGGGGUGAAUGACGCGAAUGAUGAGGAUAUGGCCGACAUGGAGGAGGUGCCGGUAGCUGGGACAUGCAGUACGGAAGUGCAGCCAACCAGCACCGCUGCUGCUGCUACUACUACUACAUCUACGGCUGCAAGCUACUACCCAGCGCCGGCGUCUGAACACGCAUCGCCCUAUCUGAGCUGCACAAACGCGCACGAGUACUCGCCCACGUCCACAUCGCAGUUCUCGCUCUCCAACUCCACACCCACAUACACCCCCUCCCACCCACAGUCACAGUCACAGCCACAGCAGCUCCCCCAGCCACACAUCAUGUCCGCCCACCCCUCGCCCACGCUGUACCCCCGCUCCGGCGGUGGUGGCCGCGCGUCGAUAGCGCCCUCGCCAAACCUGUAUCCGCAGCCGUCGCCGGGCCUGUAUCCGCUGUCUGCGUCGGCGGCUACGUCGCCGAACCUGUUCCCGCAGCUGGCGUCGCCGGGGCUGUUUCCGAAGGGGUAUUCGCUCGCCGAUCAGGUGGAUACGGAGGCGACGCAUGCGCUGCUGCUGCUGGCGGACGGGAGUAGACGGGGGAGUGAGGUUGCCGCAGGUGCGGCGGGUGGUAGGCAGAGUGGUGGUAGUGGUGUAAUACCGGAGAAGAAGGGGCGGGGGAUGAGUGUGAUGGAUCUGCUCAGUUCGUGA
Molecule: messenger RNA, 1488 nt
Organism: Morchella sextelata
Lineage: Eukaryota; Fungi; Ascomycota; Pezizomycetes; Pezizales; Morchellaceae
Exons: 2
Coding region: 1-1488 (495 amino acids)
Molecular function (GO): protein dimerization activity
Source: RefSeq, a predicted model, not a curated record